AUGCGGUGGUUCUGGUAUCCGAGAUGGUCUGCGUUUGUUGCCGUCAUUGCCCUAGGAUCCUGCAUGUACGUUCUAAUCAGCUUUACAUUCUCACGAUUUGACCAUUAUAAAGAUGUGCCUUCACCGCCGCACUCCAGGAUCCGUUUGGCGGUUCUAAGAGACACAACCUACAGCAUCGUCGACCAACAACCACCAGCUGACCUCGGCUAUUCAUUCUUUGCGUUGAACUCUCAUUAUAAUUUAUCAUUUGCAUAUUAUAAAAACUGGGUCGGCUUUCCAGAUUUCCAGACUGUGAAUUGCCAGAAGCCUCUGAAGUACCCAACCUUAAACAGACAAUACCCGACCAGGGUCAACAGAAAAUAUCCAACAGAUUUUACUGCCGAGGCAAAAGACUGUCAAGCAUUUAUUAACAACCAUGGCUUCUCCCGGUACCCUCAAGUUUCGCAAGAAGAGUUGGAUUUUCCUUUGGCAUUCAUUUUGCUGUUUCAUGCAGAUAUAGAUCAGGUUGUUUUCCUGCUCCGUGCAAUCUACCGUCCGCAUAAUGUCUAUUGCCUGUUUGUGGACACCAAAUCUAGUGUGGAUUUCUUAGAAGCUACAAGAUCAGUUGCAAGGUGCCUUCCAAACGUGUUCAUCAGCAGCAAACUAGAGAGCAUCGUCUACGCUGGUUACUCACGUCUGAUGGCGGACAUUCACUGUUUAAGGGAUCUGAUCAACCACCGUGUCAAAUGGAAGUAUGUCAUCAACAGCCCGGGACAGGCUUUCCCACUUCGAACCAAUCUGGAGAUGGUGAAAAUUCUGAAAGUGUUCAACGGAACUAACGACAUAGAAUCUAAUCCUGGAAGUGGCAGACUAGAUCACCGUUACACUUAUAGGUUUGAAUACAUUAGGAACCAAACAAAUGGAGAUGUGAUUUUGAACAAGACAACUGUAACGCAUUCGCCUCCUCCACAUAAACUAGAGAUUGUCAAGUGCAGUGUGUACGCCUGCUUGUCAAGAGCUUUCGUCGAGUUUAUCUUGACAAGCCGGAUCGCCAAGGACUUGCUGGAAUGGGCAAAACCAGUGUUCAGUCCUGAUGAGUUGUACUGGGCGACGCUCAACUUCAACACAAUCGUGCCCGCACCAGGAGGGUUCAGAGGUGUACCAAAAAACAGAACCUGGUUGGCCAGCUACUCACUGUGGGAAGGGGACAAACGGGCACAGUGUGUCACCAAGUAUGUACGAGGAAUCUGUAUAUUCACGCCAGGCGACCUUCCUAACCUGAUGAAACAGCGCGAACUGUUUGCUAACAAAUUUCACAUAGACCACCAUCCUGUGGCACUGCAUUGCUUAGACCAGCUCAUUUACAACUUGACUUUCUCAAGAGCUGUUCGCGAUAUGGACUACUAUGAAAGCCAGCACUUAGCGUCUCCGCGGAUGAGGCGGCAUUAA
Messenger RNA from Candidula unifasciata, 1428 nucleotides. Lineage: Eukaryota; Metazoa; Mollusca; Gastropoda; Stylommatophora; Geomitridae. The record is from the annotation of a GenBank genome assembly.